CUUUCUGCCAACGGUAUGUGCAGACAGGUUAGAAUUCCGAUAAUUCCAAUUAUUGUCUUAUUUAUUUAUGAUUUUUUUUUUUUGCUUCUUCUUAUUAUUAACUCAAAAUAUUUAUGAAAUUUGUUCGCUUUCAACAGCCCUUGAGGCAUUUUAUGUGAUAUUAUUGAAGAUUAAUACAUAAAGCAAUGACCGAUCACAGCGACAUAAUCACAUCGUCAAACAGCAGUUGCACAUCACGCAUGGCACCAGCUCGAGUGCGAAUCGUUCGACUCGUGCGCAACAGUGGACUCUAUCGAUUGUCCUGUCAAUCGGCCACAUUUGGAUUCUCUAUACGCGGUGGACGAGAAUUCGGUAUCGGAUUUUUCGUAUCCCACGUUGAUCCGGAAAGUGAGGCAGACAUUCGCGGUCUGAAGGUCGGCGAUCAGAUCAUUCGAGUAAAUGGGUACAUUGUCGACGAUGCCGUUCACAGAGAAUUGUCCCAAUACAUAUCGUGUGCCAAUCGAUUAACGUUACGAGUCCGAAGUGUCGGAAUUCUGCCUGUAAAAGAACACAGCACAGAUCUGCUUACAUGGCACAUUGUACCAAAGGAAAGCACUCGAGAAAAAUUCGAUAAACUAGACCAAUACCAUUGUCGAGAUGUUCGAAUCAAUUUAAAAGUAGCGCCACGAACAAAACUGGGCCUGGGAAUAUGCAAAGGGCCUGAGUGGAAGCCAGGAGUGUUCGUUCAAUUUACGAAAGAUGUUGGAAUUGCACGAGAAACUGGCUUAAGACCUGGUGAUCAAAUACUCAGUUGUAACGGAGUUGACUUUACGGAUAUCGCAUUUAGCGACGCGGUGGCAGCAAUGAAACAAUCCCAUGACCUGGAACUCAUAGUUAGAACCGGUGCUGGUCUUAAUCUAUUCCCCGGCGAGUCAAGUGGCUAUAAUAGUUCAGCAAGCAGCAUAACCGGGGACCAGAGUCCAUGCUGGAAUGACCAAUCAUCGAAAAGACUGAGUAUUGUCAAAGAGGAAGAUUGUGCUGAGAAAAUCGGACAAAAUCGAUUGAAAUACCGGAACAGCCAUAAUUGCAAGAAUAAAGGUAUUUACGUUGUAAAUCCGUCAAUCGGAGAGGAACCGGUGAACAUUGUGAAACGCGACCGCGAAAGUAACACAACGAUUAUCAAAUUGUCGGAAAACGGUACCGAAAUCAAUAGCACUCUCAUUCCGACGAUCCGCGAUCAAACCGAUCAUUCAUCGACCAUCCAUAAAUUUGGUGAACAUACCACCCUAAACGACAAUUCCAAAAAUACGGUCAAGGUCAAAAUUAACAGCGACUUGUCGGCCUGCAAUAACCAGCAAAGCUUGACGAACGACGGCAAAUUAGCCGACAUAUGUUUCGUAUCGCGUAAAUGUUCGACCAAAACCGUCAUUGUCGAAGUGCAUCGCGGUACGUCCGACCAACCGAAUUGCGACGGCAAGGUGAGAUGUAAAAUACCACCUCCGCCACCGAUUCGCUUUUCCCAUCAAGAGAAAACUGUCCCGUCGAAUACCACAAAUGUGCCAGCGAACAAUGAACGGACUAGCCUCAAUUCGGCUAUUGGCGAUGAGUUGAAAAGACGAUUGGAGGGUUUACGUGUCGAUGGCGGUGCCAAAACAAAGGACAUGGUGAACAAUAAAAGAAGUGUCGUUGGUGGAGACAAUGACAAGCACAAUGCACUGAUGGACGAGUUUAAGAAAGCGCAUCAGAAGAUGUUUAAAAACGGAUUCUGUGAAACUGACUCGAGUCAAUUGGAUCUCAAGGAACGUCAACUGAAAUUACAACAACAACAAGCGAAUGAACAGUCCAAUAAAGUGGUAACACCAGAUCCAGAUUACGACAUCACGCCGCCAAAUUCAUUAGAUCAUACGACCAAUCAAUUAAUUGAUAAACUUAAAGUACAACCAUCGGAGACAGCACCCAUAAGGCAGUGUACAGAUGUACCAGCAGCAUUAAAGGCCACAUCAUCGGUGGCGAUUAAAAUCGGUGAAUAUGCUGAUCGAAAGGAGCCGUGCAAAUUUCAUUUCAUUUCCAAGUUUGGCACCAACGAAUCCAAUGGUGAUGUUACCUCACAGCUGAAGAAUGAGUUGGAAAAGACCCUUUCCAAAUUAAAUAUUCAAAAUACAAAGGACACAGCGGAGAAUGGGGACGGGUCAAAGAAUCAAGAACAUUUGGCGAAAGAAAUUCCAUCGCAACGGUCUACAUCGAAUGUGGAGAAAAUAACCGCUCUGCUUAUCACUCAGAAUCAGACAAAUUGUAAAUCCGACGCACAAAAGAUGGGAAAUAAAUUUGGCGUAAAAAAGACCGAAUCACUUCCGCUCAAUGGCAUUUUGAAAGUUGGCUCGAAUUCGUGCUCAGAACACAAAAAUAUUACAUUCGGCAAAACGACAACUACUCUGGUUGACAAUGAAACUUAGAAUUGGAAUAUUUUGGUAAACGAAUUACAAAUAUGAUGAAUGAAUCUGCAACAA
Bradysia coprophila is the source of this 2486-nucleotide messenger RNA. RefSeq lists its product as uncharacterized. Gene Ontology annotation, cellular component: stereocilium tip; cilium; stereocilia ankle link complex. NCBI's taxonomy places the organism in Eukaryota, Metazoa, Arthropoda, Insecta, Diptera, Sciaridae. The record is from RefSeq and is a predicted model, not a curated record. Gene Ontology annotation, molecular function: protein binding.